ACGAGUUCUGUUGUUCCGCGUGUGUCCGUCCGUCCGUCCGUGGGGGGAAGCAUGCACUGAACCGCUGGCCUGCGCCGUGCUUCAACGAGGCGCCCCUGCGAUGUGCGAGCUGCAGCGCACGCGCAGCAAGGUGUGGUGGGGCAGCGACGACGGCGACGAGCGAGGCUGCAGCCCGAGCGGCAGCAGCCACCGCAGCCACGACUCGGGCUUCUCCGACUGCGAGCAGCAGAAGCAGCAGCAGCAGCAGCAGCAGCAGCAGCAGCAGCAGUCCCCCGACUUCCCGUGCUGCAUCGACCUGACGCCCGCCUCGGGCCGCCGGCCGCGCCAGCACUCGCCCAUCCGCAGCCUGCGCGCCGCCAGGGGGUCGCCGUGUUCGCCCGCCAGCUUCGAGCAGCACCGGCCCGCGCACACGUCCACGCCCAAGAGCUGCGGCUUCCCGCGCCUGGGCAGGAAGCACGGCCGCCCCGUCAACCUCAUAGUCGAGUUCGAGCGCGGCGGCCGGGGCGCCGGGGGCGAGGACGGCUGCGUGCGGCAGUGGCUGGGCGAGCUGCGAGGCAUGUACGAGCCGGAGUGCGCGGCCACGCUGCAGAGCAAGUCGCUGGCCGCCGACCUGAACCAGCAGGUGGCCGCCAUGGCCGCGGCCAGCACGGGGGCCGUGCACCUCGUGCAGGAGCACACCCGGCUCAUCUCCGCCGAGUUCUCCAAGCUCUGCAGGCAGCUGGAGAGCGGCCAGGCGGAGCACGUGGGCCCGCUGGUGCAGAGCCUGGCGGGCAACGUGAGCCAGUUCCUGCAGCACCACGCGCGGCCCGACGAGGAGCGCGAGCUGCCAGACGCCUGCGAGCGCCUGCGCGCCCACGCCGCGGCGCGCGGGCCGCUGGACCGCGAGGCGCUGGCCCGGGACGUGGCGCUGCUGGGCCGCCGCUUCACCGCCCUCGUGGACGACGCCCUGCAGCACCAGAUCUCCAUGCUGGUGGCCGUGCUGGAGGAGCCGGCCAGCGAGACGGCGCUGCGCGCGGCGCUGGCCAGCCUGGCGGACCUGGGCGCGGCCGGGGCGCACCUGAGCCGCCUGGUGGCGCGCUGCCACGGCGCGCGGGCGCUGGUGGCCGUGGCCCUCGAGUCGCACUCCAGCUCUGUGCGGGCGGCCGCGCUCCGCGCUCUGGCGACCGUGUGCUGCGUGUCCGAGAGCAUCCGCCAGCUCGAACAGUGCGGCGGGGUGGAGAUCCUGGCGGAGCUGCUGUCGGAGGACACGCGGCCCGAGGCGGAGCUCUCCGAGGCGGCGGCCGUGCUAGCGCAGAUAACCGCGCCCUGGGUGGAGGACAACCAGUCCGUGCAGGGGCUGUCGCAGCACCUGCCGUCCCUGGUGCGCUCCCUCACCCGUCUGGUGAGCGACACGGACUCGUGCGAGACCCUGCUGCUGGCGGCGGCAGCGCUCGCCAACCUGACCUUCAUGGAGCCCCAGGCGGUGUGGGCGCUGCUGGACUGCGGCACGGCCGGCCGGCUGCUGGACGCCGUGCGCGCCCGCGGCCCGCACGCCUCCGUGUUCCUGCAGGAGCAGGCCGCCACGCUGCUGGCCAGCAUGGCCGCCGUGCCCGAGGCGCGCGUGCAGCUGGCCGGGCGCCGCGCCGUCGUCGCGCUGCUCUGCUUCCUGCAGAUACGCCCCUCCCCGCUACAGCGCGCCCCCGAGAUUCUGGCCGCCGAGCGCGUGCAGCACAAGUCCGCCAUCGCCCUCUCCAGGCUGUGUGGUGACCCCGAGGUGGCCGCGCAGGUGGUAGCCCUGCAGGGGGUGGAGCGGCUCGUCCGGCUGUGCAAGGAGGAGCGCGAGAGGAACCACAGCGACGGCGUCCUGGUCGCUUGUCUGGCCGCCUUGCGCAAGAUCACGGCGAGCUGUGACCCUCAGGUGAUCGAAGACCUGAACGCCACGGAACUCGUAGAACCGAGACUCCUCGACUCCUUCCUGCUGUACUCGUCGCGACAAGAAAGUUACGUUUGAAGCGCAAGUUCACAGUGCAGUGCUAUCACUGGUGCAAAUUGUAUUUUACACUGUAUCAUCAAGGACAUGAUAGCAAGCUUCAUGAAUUAAGAAUGGUAAGUUCUGGAAUUGAAAAUUGUGCUCGAUCUACAAAAACCAUGACUGUCCAACUUCAUCUAAAAUUUCAAGACUAUUACAUCCGAUCCUCUUGAAAUUAUGUAGCAUAUUAUUGCCACUAUGUGUUGUGUGUGUUUGUGUGUAAAAUUAGGACAACAGAAAAUUUACAGUACAUGUAUGCUGUAUGAUGGACUUGUCAGUCCUUGUGCCAUAAUUUUGAUAGUUUUUCAUACAAAAUAAAUACCUAUGUACAAGUACGUCAUAUGUAAAAUAGUACCAAGAAUAUCCUUUGACAUAUUUAUACUUGUUAUAUGUUGCUCAAAUAUAUUUUAAUUUUUUACAAAAUAUAUAUCCUUUUUGCAGUUGUUUUAAUUUUUUGUGUUCAGGUAUGUACUAAAACACGUAACAAAACAGCCGCUUGCUUACUACCUUUAAGGAGUUAGCGAUAUUUGUUAUCAGGGUUGGCUGAUUUAAACCACAAUGGUUUAAACCAUGGCUUAAAUCAAGUGUUUCUUUAAUGUUUUUAAAAAAUAUAUUUUUAAAUAGAAUAUCUUAGUAAAUUCUAUGAAAGGUCUAAUUCCACUCUAAUAAUAAUACUUUGCUCAUUAAUGUUUCUUUUGAUACAGGAACAAAUAAUUAUAUAUUAAUCACGAUCUUAUUUUAAUUAUCUGAAUAUGUUGUAAAUUAUACCCAGCUAAGUAGGUACUCCUCUAACAUUAAAUUAAUUAGUAAAUUGUAGUCAAAAUUGUAAAAAAGAGGAAAUAAAUUUAAAAAAAUCCUAUUUUAUGGGAAAUCCCUGACUACUAUAAAUCCCUAGUUUGUGGGAAUCACCCAUUCUAUGGAGAUUCUUCCUCCUGUGGAGAAAUACCGGUAAAUACCUUACAUUGCAGAUUUUCCGCAAAAUAAAAUUAAUUUACAAAAAUACAAUUUUUCAACACUAAAGUCGUUUCUGUAUUUACCUGAAAACAGUGUUAACAAAUUCCUACUAGUUUCUGAGAAAUCCAAUUUUUUUAGCUCGCAUUUCAAUAUCUGUGCACUGCCACUGCAGUAACCAUGAAUUGUUUAAAAGUGUCAGUGUGUGUGUUUGUUCUGAAGAACUUCAAAUAUUGUGAAUGGUCAAUAAGGUAAGGCUAGUUACAUUAAAAAUACUUUCAAACAUUGUGGAUGGUUUGUUGGGUUAAUAUAAAUACAUUAAAGAACUAUAAAAUGUUUCUUACGGUUGCUUAGGAAUUACGAUUACGAAUUUAAGAUGUACCAUGUUUUCUCGCAUAAUUGUCGCACAUUUUAUUCUAAAAUCAAGUUUAAAAAGUAGGGGUGCAACGAUUAUGCGGAAAAUUUUUUUUUUUGUUAAAGUUACUCAAAAACAAAACUCAUUCAUGGAAAGUAUGUUUAUUUAAAAAGUGAAGUAUAAAAGAGCACACCAAACAAUUUAAAUUAAUAAGUCAUGCAACAAAAACAUUUCAACUUUAAAUAGAAAAACAAAAUCUGUGAUCAAAAUUCAAGCAGAACGAACACGUAACUAUCACCGUAGUACACACCACGAAAGAGUGCGGGCCAUCAGAUGUAGUUAACUCGGCACUCGACAGAGAACGCGCGCUGCAUGCACUCGCGGAGAUAUCAAUAUUCGACUACGUGUGCGUACUCUAUACGGGAAGCAACAUAACCAAACAUUAAUGAUUGCAAUGAGCGCUGGCUACAUUUUUGUAAGCGAUACACCGUGGCAACGCAGACAAACUGAUGAAGGUUAUAAAGUUUAAAAAGUCUUUAAAAGAAAAUUUACACAUCCGACAGCUUCGUAUUUCCGUCAAUUAAAUAAGUAAAAGGUAAUGUCCGAAUAAAUAUUAGAUUUAUAUUUUAAAUACGUUGUUUUAUACGGAAAAAAUACACAAAGCAUUCUGAAUCUAAUAGCGGGACCAAAAACAUCAUGCUGCGUUUACGAGUUUUUUUUUAUCCAAAUUUUGACGCCCUAAAAUAUGGGUGCGACGUUUAUGCGAUAAAAGAGGGUCUAUCCUGACCUAACCAACCGUUCACAUGAAUUUACAGAAUUUUUAAUGUAGCUACAUUAACAACUGUCCACAAUAUUUUAAAAUUUUUACGUCACUAACGUAACCUUUGAAUUGUUAGUUACUAUGUGAUUCAAAACACUAUUUUAAAUGAAAUGUAAAAUAUAAAAAAAACUUUCUUGAAUGAUAUAUGGACAAACAACCAAAAAAAACAGAAAAUAUAAGCAUUAAUAUUUCCUUACAACUGCAAUACGUUAUCAUAUUAACUACUUUUAUUAUAAAACAAUACAGUUGACUACAGUUCUCCAAAAUAAACAAACAAACCAACAUGGGUAAACAAUUAAUGGUAGGCAGCAGCAAUGCACAGAUAUUGAAAUAUGAGCUAAAAACUGGGAUUUCCAGAAAAUAGUAGGAAUUUGUUAAUGCUAUUUUCACAGUAAAUACAGGAACGUCUCUAGUGUAUGAAAAUGGUAUUUUCGUAAUUUUAUUUUCACUUUGCGAAAAGAUAUUUAACGAACUACCCUUUCUGUGGUUAAGUCCCACUCAGAUGUGCAAAUUUGCUGGACUUCAGUUCUUCUAUGUUAUAACUUUUCUGGUUCAAAAUGAGUGGCAAAAAGCGGAUUAUUAUGUGGCUUUCAUUUGAAAAUGCUGAGAACCAAACUAACUAAUGUAAUAAAAAAACCUGGUUUAAACCAAAAAAUAAACAUUUGCUUACUGAACAUAUGAGGGAUGUUCCAAGUGUAUCCAAAUACAGUAUUUACCCGCGUAUAGGUCGCGGAUUUUAUGCAGAUUUUUUUGUUUGGUAAAAAGAAAAGAAAAA
Molecule: messenger RNA, 4909 nt
Organism: Bacillus rossius redtenbacheri
Lineage: Eukaryota; Metazoa; Arthropoda; Insecta; Phasmatodea; Bacillidae
Gene: insc
Product: protein inscuteable homolog
Exons: 9
Coding region: 101-1990 (629 amino acids)
Biological process (GO): establishment of mitotic spindle orientation; apical protein localization; regulation of asymmetric cell division
Cellular component (GO): apical cortex
Molecular function (GO): cytoskeletal adaptor activity; protein binding
Source: RefSeq, a predicted model, not a curated record